CCCCACCUGUUCCUCUCAUCCACCCCCUCCAACUACCGCGUCUCUCCAGCACUCGAGCCUCUCAGACGAUUCAGAAGUGGAGAACAUUAUGCAAGACCCUCACCACGAAGGUGGGCAUGGCCACCACCACCACCAGCACCAUGACCACAAGCACCACCAUCACCAUGAUGGCCCUGAGCCUCAUGAUGUAGAUGCAGACAGGGAAGCUGAGGGCGAAGACCGCCCCCACACCCCGUCUUAUUUGCGGCCCCCCGUGGCGGGUAGGGCGCAGUCGGAUUCAGGUUUGGACCCCAGUUUGCCGCAGAGCAGGAGUGUGGAGUUCGACUUGUCGUCCUCUGUCAGCUCCUCCAGGCCCAAGAGCCCCUGGGGUCGAUUUGACCCUUACGACAAUAAUGAGGACCAGGACAAGGAAUACGUGGGUUUUGCAACGUUGCCAAACCAGGUUCAUCGCAAGUCAGUCAAGAAGGGCUUUGACUUCACGCUCAUGGUGGCAGGGGAGUCUGGCCUGGGAAAGUCCACUCUGGUCAACAGUCUGUUUCUCACAGAUCUUUACAAAGAUAGGAAGCUGCUCAAUGCUGAAGAGCGAAUCACACAAACAGUAGAAAUCACCAAACACACAGUGGAUAUAGAAGAGAAAGGUGUCAAACUGAAGCUCACCAUUGUGGACACCCCUGGGUUUGGAGAUGCUGUAAACAACACUGAAUGCUGGAAGUCAGUGGCUGACUACAUCGACCAGCAGUUCGAGCAGUACUUCAGGGACGAGAGCGGCCUCAACCGCAAGAACAUCCAGGACAACCGCGUACACUGCUGCCUCUAUUUCAUCUCACCCUUCGGCCAUGGCCUUCGGCCUUUGGAUGUGGAAUUCAUGAAAGCUCUGCAUGAGAAGGUUAACAUUGUCCCUGUUUUGGCCAAAGCUGACACACUCACCCCGACUGAAGUCAAGAAAAAGAAAAUCAAGAUCAGAGAGGAGAUUGAGCAGUACGGUAUCAAGAUAUACCAGUUCCCUGACUGCGACUCCGACGAAGACGAGGAAUUCAAGCAGCAGGACCUCGAGCUGAAGGAAAGCAUUCCCUUUGCAGUAAUUGGCAGCAACACGGUGGUGGAGGCCAAAGGGAAGAGAGUGAGGGGCCGUCUGUACCCGUGGGGCAUCGUAGAAGUGGAGAAUUCAGCACACUGUGAUUUUGUGAAGCUGAGGAACAUGCUCGUUCGCACUCAUAUGCAAGAUCUCAAAGACGUGACCCGUGAGACUCACUACGAGAACUACAGAGCCCAGUGCAUCCAGAGCAUGACCCGCAUGGUCGUGAAGGAACGUAACCGCAAUAAACUAACCAGGGAGAGUGGCACAGACUUCCCCAUCCCUGUGGUGCCAGGAGUGGCCGACAGCGAGACAGAAAAGCUCAUCCGAGAGAAAGAUGAGGAGUUGCGGCGGAUGCAGGAGAUGCUGCAAAGGAUCCAGGAUCAAAUGCACACUCAGAAAGACGCCUAUUAACACAGGACACCAGUCACACUGUGUACAUGUCUCUCUUUCACUGGGAUUUAAAACACACACACACACACACACACACAGGAAAUCUUUAUUCCUUCUCUAGAACAAUGACAUCCCUACGUGUCCACCCAACCACUGCUCAACCUCAUCAGCAGCACGUUACACAUGAUCAGGGACCUGCGAGGAGGUGGUAAGAUGAUCUGACGUUUGCAGCUUAACAACUCCCUUUAUCCUCUCCAGAGAUCUCGGACAUUAAUGGCUCCACCGCUGCAAAACACUCAACCCUCCUUCACUCCACUGUUUUCUGUUCUGUCAAAAGUAUAAAAUAACUAAAGAAAUGGACAGGUUUGGUGUUUGUUUGAAUUUAUUGAUGUCUAGUUUGAGGGUUAGUUCACGUAUCUCAACUUUAUUUAGCCACAUGAUCACAGGGUUGUUGUUUUAUUUUAUAUUACAUGAGGUCUAUAUGAGGUUUACAUCUAAGUAACUGGUGACCUGCACAGAUUUUUUUUACAAGCACGCUUUUCUGGCGCAAGUGUUUAUUUUUAUUAUCCUUAUCAGUCAACGAUGCAUAUGUACUGUCAUAAUUUAAUUUUCUAUUUUACACUCAUAAACAUUUUUUCUACUGUUUUUCAUCUUUUACUGUAUGUGUUCCUGGUUUUAUUUAACUGCUUCUUACAACACUGCUUGAUAUUAAUGUAUGGAUGAUUGUUUAAUGUAUCAGUUGCUGUUUUGUUGUUUCAUUUAAAUUUUGUUUUAUCAGCGUCUGCAUGUUUAUCUCAGCUGCCUGACAGCAUGGAUGUUAGCAGCUCUGUUCAACAUCAGUCACUCUUAACUCACAUAAGAAACUUCCCUUUACUAAUUGCCAUAUCAACAUUUAAAAUAAUCCAACUUUUUAUUUUUAUUUUUUUUAAUGAGAGAGAAGUCCCUUACUUUUAUUUGAAGAAUUCCCCAGUGCAUCUCAUUCGUGGCUGUAUCAUGACAGAACCAUCAACAGGUCACAUGUGAGAGCUGAUGUGGUAAGAGAUGAUCAGGACUUUGAUAAGACAAGACCCUUGUUUUGCAUGAUAUGAGUGUCCAAGGGAAGGGUCGCAUCAGAGGCCAUGCAGUGUACUUAUUUUUGCAUGUGUUUUGUGAAGGUUACUCAGAUUGCAGAUCAAUGUAGUGAUCAUAAGGUUAUUUAUGGGCAAUGAAAAUAUGUAGCUACUCAACUGUUGGGGAAGAUAUAUUGAGAAGAGAUAUAUUAUUAUUAUUUUGGUUGGUUAUAUUGAUGUCCUCAAGGCAACUCACAUGUUGGAUGUUUGCUAACCUUAAUGUUUCCUGUCUUAUAACCAAAGCCAACAAUGACAAACUUAAUUAUUCUAAAUUUUCCUUUUCAAAGUGUGAGUAUUGUUUCGUAUUGACAUGAGGAAUAUUGUUUUGGAAUAACUUAUCAAAGCCAAGAGUAAUGAUCAGAAUCAGUGAAUGAACUUGAUUCUCUUGCUUAUUGUUUCUUUGCUCCAAGUACCAGUGAAAAAAAAAAAAAAAUAGUUGACUCUGCCCUGUUGUGUGACCUUUGUUUAAAAAAAAAAUCAAAAAACAUUCCUUGAGCUUCUGUCCCAGAGUCAGGUAUUACUUUUUCUUUAUUUUUUCUUAAUUUGUUUGUUUUAUAUUACAUUUGUCUUUUGUUAUUCUACUUUUUGGAGUAUAUUUAUGUAAUAAAUUUAUAAAUGAAAUGCAGAUGGAGAGGACAAUAUGUACAAAUUCUAAUAUUGUAAUAAAAUAUGAAUAGAAUUUCA
Lates calcarifer (barramundi perch) is the source of this 3261-nucleotide messenger RNA. Its product is annotated as septin-4. Gene Ontology annotation, biological process: regulation of exocytosis; cytoskeleton-dependent cytokinesis. Gene Ontology annotation, cellular component: synaptic vesicle; septin complex; cell division site. NCBI's taxonomy places the organism in Eukaryota, Metazoa, Chordata, Actinopteri, Centropomidae. Gene Ontology annotation, molecular function: GTP binding; GTPase activity; molecular adaptor activity. The record is from RefSeq and is a predicted model, not a curated record. The transcript has 11 exons. The coding region runs from base 89 to 1489 and encodes 466 amino acids.